Molecule: messenger RNA, 1800 nt
Organism: Echinococcus granulosus
Lineage: Eukaryota; Metazoa; Platyhelminthes; Cestoda; Cyclophyllidea; Taeniidae
Product: Phenylalanyl-tRNA synthetase beta chain
Exons: 15
Coding region: 1-1800 (599 amino acids)
Biological process (GO): phenylalanyl-tRNA aminoacylation
Cellular component (GO): phenylalanine-tRNA ligase complex; cytoplasm
Molecular function (GO): ATP binding; RNA binding; magnesium ion binding
Source: RefSeq, a predicted model, not a curated record
AUGCCUAUUGUGUCAAUUCCAGAGAAGGUUCUUUUUGAAAAGCUCGGUCGUAGCUAUACUGAGCAAGAAUUUGACGACCUCUGCUUCGCCUAUGGCCUGGAACUUGACGAGAUAACCUCAGAACAAGAAUUGGCAGCCAGAGAGCACGGAAUUGCCGUCGACUCAGAUAGGAGUUCCGAAACUAUCUAUAAGGUCGAGGUGCCUGCCAAUCGAUACGAUCUCCUUUGCGCAGAGGGACUCGCCCGGGCUCUGCUCAUUUUUCAAAACAAGUUAGUCACCCCAGAGUACGAAGCUAUCGCACCGAAGAAUCCGAUAAGGUUGAUGGCCACGGAGAGCGUGAAGCUGGUUCGUCCCUACGUUGUCUGCGCCGUGCUAAGAGACAUCAAAUUCGAUGAGAGGCGUUACGCGAGUUUCAUUGAUCUGCAAGAUAAACUACACCAGAAUAUCGGUCGGAAGCGUAGUCUCGUUGCCAUAGGAACGCAUGAUUUGGACACUCUGGCACCGCCCUUCAUUUACACUGCAUUGCCACCCGGAGACAUCCGUUUUAGACCGUUAAACCAGACCAAGGAGUACACAGCUGUUGAACUAAUGCAGCUCUAUUCGAAUGAAUCUCAUUUGAAAGCGUAUCUGGAUAUCAUUCGCGACAAGCCGGUCUAUUCUCUGAUUAAGGAUUCAAAAGGCACAGUGCUCUCCAUGCCUCCUAUCAUCAACGGUGAGCAUUCCAAAAUCACCUUAGCAACCAAGAAUGUCUUUAUUGAGUGUACCGCAACUGAUCUCAACAAGGCUAGCAUUGUCGUGGAUACCAUCGUUACUAUGUUCUCAGAGUACUGUGCUCGUCCGUUCACGGCGGAACAAGUGGAGGUCACCCAGUGGGAUGGCAGUUGCGCCUACUACCCCCGCCUACAGCGGCGCACAGCGUUGGUGGGCAUGAAGUACAUAAAUACCCUGGUGGGAAUUGACUGUAGUGAAACUGAAGUCACCCAAUUGCUCACUCGCAUGAGCCUCACCAGCUGCGUGGCUAACAAGGAUGUUCACAUAUCAACGGAUAAAGCAUGCAACAGAAGUAGCGUGCUAUCAGUGCGAAUUCCACCGACUCGGCAAGACAUUCUGCACCCUUGCGACAUCGCGGAGGACGUGGCCAUUGCCUAUGGAUAUGAUCGCGUGGAGGAGAACCUACCCACCACCUUCACCAUGGUCAUUGAACAGCCGCUCAACCGUCUUACCGACAUGAUUCGCGCCGAGGUGGCUCUCUGCGGCUUUACUGAAGCCCUUACCUUCUCUCUUUGUUCACGCGCGGAUAUUAGCACGAACCUGCAGAAAAGGCUGGAGGAUCAACCGGCUGUUCACAUUAGCAACCCAAAGACCCUCGAUUUUCAGGCAAGCUUGCUUUCCACACUCUCCAACAAUCGAAGUCUUCCCCUGCCGUUGAAGCUCUUCGAAGUCCAGGAUGUGGUGUUGAAAGACCCCAGCAAAGACGUUGGAUGCCGCAACAACAGACGUGUAUGCGCCGUCUAUUCCAACAAGACUUCGGGAUUCGAGGUCGUCCACGGCCUUCUCGAUCGCUUGAUGCACGUCCUUGAAGUGGCUUACGAGGAGAACGCAAAAACUGACGGUCUGGCCUAUCGUAUGAAGGAGGUUGAUGAUCCCACGUACUUUCGGGGUCGUUGCGCGGACAUCAUCCUCUUGCCUUCAGGGCAGUCGAUCGGUCGACUCGGCGUCGUGCAUCCGAACGUGCUGCGCAACUUCGAUCUCUCCCUCUGCGUCUCCGCGUUUGAGAUCGACAUUGAGCCCUUCCUGUGA